This is a messenger RNA of Psilocybe cubensis, 1431 nucleotides long. RefSeq lists its product as uncharacterized. The coding region runs from base 1 to 1431 and encodes 476 amino acids. The record is from RefSeq and is a predicted model, not a curated record. Gene Ontology annotation, molecular function: zinc ion binding; aminopeptidase activity. The transcript is spliced from 8 exons. Gene Ontology annotation, biological process: proteolysis. Lineage: Eukaryota; Fungi; Basidiomycota; Agaricomycetes; Agaricales; Agrocybaceae. Gene Ontology annotation, cellular component: fungal-type vacuole.
AUGAUGUUGUACCCAGCCGGUCCAAAAGCCGCCACUCGCUUUCUUGAUUUUGUGAACGCCUCUCCUACACCUUUUCAUGCUGUUUAUAACGCAUCUAUCCGAUUAGAAAAUGCUGGUUUCCAAAAGAUCAGAGAGAAAGAUGAAUGGGAAAAGACCAUCCAACCAGGAGGGAAAUAUUACUUUACUAGGAACCAGUCAGCACUGAUCGCCUUUACAUUGCCUCAAAAGUGGAAACAAGGGGCUGGACUUAGUAUUGUUGCUACACACGUCGACAGCCCAAACUUGAAGAUCCGUCCCAUCUCAAAACGUACCAAAUCACCAUAUCUUCAAGUAGGAGUCGAAACCUAUGGGGGCGGAAUUUGGCAUUCGUGGCUUGACCGCGAUCUAUCUGUGGCCGGGAGAGUUGUUGUAUCCGAUAGUGACGGAAACUUCACUUCCAAGCUCGUUAAAGUUGAUCGCCCAAUUUUGCGUAUUCCCACUCUUGCAAUUCAUCUGGACAGAAAUGUCAAUGAUAACUUUAAAUUUAACCAAGAGACUGAAUUCGUCCCUAUCCUCGGUUUAAUAGAAUCACAAUUCAACUCGGCACCGGCCAAAUCAGAUCCAGCCUCUGGUCAAGAACAAAAACCUUCUGUCAAAGCAGCUUCUAGUAUUCAAGAGAACCACCACCCUGCUCUUUUGUCCCUUCUUGGAAAAGAGUUGUCAGUUGCCCCGGAGAAAAUUCACGAUUUUGAACUUUCUCUGUACGACACUCAGCUUGCAACCCUAGGGGGGAUCAACAAUGAAUUCAUAUUCAGUCCUCGAAUGGAUAACCUUGUAUCUUCCUUCUGCGCUGUUGAAGCCUUGGCUGACAGUGCUAAUUCACAGUACUUCCCUACACUGGAAGGAAAUGUGAACUGUAUAGCUCUUUUUAACCACGAGGAAAUCGGAAGUGUCUCAACUUCUGGGGCGGAAUCCAGCCUUAUACCUUCUCUCCUUAACCGACUUUCGCCAACCCCUGGUUCUUUGGCACAAUCUAUUACACACUCAUUCCUCAUUUCAGCCGACAUGGGUCAUGCCGUGCACCCUAACUAUUAUUCAAAGCAUGAAGAAAACCAUAAGCCAGUUAUGAACGGAGGAAUCGUCAUCAAGACAAAUGCGAAGCAAAGGUAUGCCACUGACGCAAUUUCGACCUUUAUCGUCAAGCAACUUGUCGAACGAAAAGGCGGAAAAGUGCAAGAAUUUGAAGUUCGCAAUGACAUACCCUGUGGUUCUACAGUUGGGCCAAUGCUAUCCAAGAUUGGUAUCCGCACAGUCGAUGUUGGAAAUGCCAUGCUGUCUAUGCAUUCUAUCCGAGAGACAGCAGGAUCCAAUGACGUACAGAGUGCCAUCGAUUUGUUCUCCGCAUUCUUUGAAGGGUUCAGCACCCUGGAUGCCACUUUGACUAUGGACUGA